CCCUAGGGCGCUUAACAUGGCGCGCUGGAUAGUGAAUUCGUUGCCGUUGCUGCUGCUGUUGAUUGCGGGGAGUCAACAGGCUCGACUCAUCUCGCCGCCGGUUGAUGAGUUCAAGCAGCUGGAGACUAAAGGAGAUCAAAGCCUAGUUCGAUACAUUGAACCGCGCGCGGAUAAUAACAGCGUGGAUAAUUAUCGUUUGCCAAACAAUACGGUGCCCAUAUCCUACAAUGUGGAGCUGUGGACGGAAGUGCACAAGGGCACAAGGAACUUCAGUGGCGUCGUGAAGAUUGAUAUUCAAGUUGUUGAGGAUACUAAAAUGAUCACACUUCAUUAUCGGCAAAUCAGUAGUUUCAACGCUACCAUACAAAGCAAGGACUCUUUGUCGAGUCAACCAAUUGCAGUGGUAGGAUCGACCGAAACGACACGCGAGUUUCUGAUCCUUACGCACACAGACACCCUCAAGGCGGGCUCCAACUGGACGGUAACCAUCAACUACACUAGCCAACUGCGCUUAGAUAUGGGCGGCUUCUACAUAUCCAGCUACACUGAUGAUAAUGGUGCUGUACACUAUCUGGCCACCACUCAGUUUGAGAGCACAAAUGCCCGACACGCCUUCCCCUGCUAUGAUGAGCCGGCCAAGCGUGCCAACUUUACGAUCACCAUACAUCACGAUCCCAGUUACACAGCCAUCUGCAAUAUGCCAGUGGAUGUGGCCAAGUCGAGCUCCGGCAUCACCGCAUUUCAAACAACGCCACGGAUGUCCACCUAUUUGAUAGCAUUUAUUGUAUCAGACUUUGAGUCCACAGGCGGCGAGCUAAAUGGAUUGCCUCAACGCGUUUUUUCACGCAAGGGCAGGCAGAGCGAACAGGAGUGGGCCCUCUGGUCUGGCCUUGUUGUCGAGUCCAGUUUGGCUAAGUAUUUUGGUGUUCCGUUCGCUUUGCCCAAACUGGAUCAGGCGGGCAUACCCGAUUUUUCAGCCGGAGCCAUGGAGAACUGGGGCCUGGCCACCUAUCGGGAGCAGUACAUGUGGUGGACCAAGGAAAGCUCGACUAUCAAUCAGAAAACGAACAUUGCCAAUAUAAUUGGACACGAGUAUACGCAUAUGUGGUUCGGUGAUUUGGUAUCCAUCAAAUGGUGGACCUAUCUGUGGCUUAAGGAGGGUUUCGCCACCCUCUACUCGUAUGAAUCGAAUGAUAUUGCGUUCCCCGAGUGGGACACCUAUCAAAUAUUCCAUGUGAGCGACUACUACUCAGCUUUGAUUAACGAUGCCUCCUUGAGCACGCCCAUGUCGCAUUACGUGCAAACGCCCUCAGAGAUCUCAAACCGAUAUGGCACCAUCUCCUAUGCCAAGCCAGCCAGUGUGCUGUAUAUGUUGAAGAAUGCAUUUACGGAUGCCGUGUUCCGGCGAGGAUUGGAACUGUAUCUAAAAAAACAUCAGUUCAACUCGACGGACGAAUGGGAUUUGUUUGCCUCACUGCAGAACGCGGCCGACGAGCUGUCCCUCAAGCUGCCCUUCAGCGUUGCUGACAUUUUUUCCAGCUGGUCCACGCAGGUGGGCUUCCCUUUGCUGACCGUGCAGCGUAAUUAUGAUGCUGGCACCUUUAGCGUGACGCAACAGCGCUUUUUGAACAACAAGACAACCGUUAACACGGAUACCUGGUAUGUGCCCAUCAAUUAUGCAACUGCAUCGAGUCCCGACUAUCGCCAAACCAAGGCCUCGCAUUAUCUGCCGAAAGUCAAGGAGCACACAAUAAGCGACGUUAAAAUUGCGAGCUCCGAUUGGUUGCUACUCAACAAACAGUCCACUGGCUUCUAUCGCAUAUUGUAUGAUGAGCGAAACUAUCGGCUGAUUGCACAGGGUCUGAGGGAUCGCCCCUACGAUUUCCACACACGCAAUCGCGCACAGCUCAUGCACGAUGCGUACCGCUUCGUGGACACGGGUCGCAUCAGCCAUAGUAUAUUGUUGGACCUGAUGUCAUACCUGCGCAAUGAGAAUCAAUAUGCGCCCUGGUCUACAGCCAAUAGUAUAUUGAAUAUAUACGAUACUUAUCUGCGUGGCGAUGCCAAUUACGCGCACUUCCGUGAGUUUGUGAUCGAACUGGUCGAGGAUAUCUUCGUCAAGUUGGGCGUCAAUGAAAUACCCGGCGAGCACUAUUUGAACAACUAUCUGCGCGUGAUCCUGGUGAGCCUGGCCUGCCAGGUGGGCAGCACCGAGUGCUAUAAGCAGUCGCAUACGAAAUUGCAGCAAUAUCUGCAGGAUGGUGUGGUUAUCGAGCCAACAUUGAGAAACCAGGCCUAUUGCGCCGGACUGCGUCAGGCCGAAGACACAACCUUCGAUUUGGUAUUAAAAACUCUGUUCGCUUCCACUGAUGACAGCGAUCGCUCCUUCUAUAUCUCUGCGCUGGGCUGCUUGCAGAAUGCCAGCCAGCUGAAGAAAUUCUUCGAGAGCUCCCUCGACAUGAGCAACUCUCUGAGGACCUUUGAGCGCACCAGUCUACUAGAUACCGCCCACUCACGAGGCGAAAUCGGUCUAACUGCUAGCUUGGACUUCUUGGAUGCCAAUUGGAAGGCAUAUGGCGAUCUGAAUCCCAAUGAGAAACCGUUGGACGACGUACUGCGCCGUAUAGCAGGAUCAGUGGUCAGCGAGUCUCAGAAGAAUCGACUCAAUGCGCUGGUGGCCAAAAUCAAAGCGAAUGGCGCAGGGUAUCUCAAAGAUAAUACCGAAACCAGUGUGCAGAACGCCAUGAAGAGCAACUUUGAUUGGUUGGAUGUGCAUCGUCAGCCGAUAAUGGAUUGGCUGGCUGUCUAUCGCCGCAAUGGCAGCAGCUCCCUCUCUGCGUCGCUAUUUGUGGUGCUCGCAGCGUUGGUAUCUUUGCUUUGUCAUGGAUUUAAUUGAAAUACGAUUGCUCUA
Molecule: messenger RNA, 2911 nt
Organism: Drosophila arizonae
Lineage: Eukaryota; Metazoa; Arthropoda; Insecta; Diptera; Drosophilidae
Product: aminopeptidase N
Biological process (GO): peptide catabolic process; proteolysis
Cellular component (GO): cytoplasm; membrane
Molecular function (GO): zinc ion binding; peptide binding; metalloaminopeptidase activity
Source: RefSeq, a predicted model, not a curated record